CCGGGUCCACCCAGCGCCGGGCCGCGGGCGCCGCUGGCCGAGGGGGGGUGUCCUGGGCCCGGGUCCCGCGCGGCGCUGCCGCCCCCUGCCUGCGCCCCCGGCCAUGAGCCCCUGAGCCGCGGCCCCGCGCAGGCAGCUCCCGGCCGGGACUGGCCCCGCAGCCCGGGGGACCGGACCGGACCGGACCGGACAGGCGGAGGGAGGGACCGGACGGCGGGCGAAUGGCCGGGAAGGACUAUGACCAUCUCUUCAAGCUGCUCAUCAUCGGGGACUCGGGGGUGGGGAAGAGCAGCCUCCUCCUGCGGUUUGCAGAUAACACGUUCUCAGGCAGCUACAUCACCACCAUCGGCGUCGAUUUCAAAAUCCGGACCGUGGUGAUCAACGGCGAGCGGGUCAAGCUGCAGAUCUGGGACACGGCCGGACAGGAGCGAUUCCGCACCAUCACCUCCACGUAUUACCGCAACACCCACGGCGUCAUCAUCGUCUACGAUGUGACGAACCCCGAAUCCUUCGUCAAUAUCAAGCGCUGGCUGCACGAGAUCGGGCAGAACUGUGACAGCGUCUGCAAGGUGCUGGUGGGGAACAAGUGCGAGGACGCGGCCCGGAGGCAGGUGGAGACGGCCGACGCCCGGCGCUUCAGCGAGCAGAUGGGGGUGCGGCUCUUCGAGACCAGCGCCAAGGAGAACCUCAACGUGGAGGAGAUGUUCAACGCGGUGACGGCCAUGGUGCUCCGCACCAAGCAGGAGAACCUGGCGCGGCUGCAGCACCCCGAGGUGGUGAAGAUCAACAGGCCCAAGAAGAAGCCCCCCGUCAAGAAAUGCUGCUGAGGGGUGGGGGCCCCCGAAAGCUGGGGGGAACUGAGCCCCUGCCCCCACCCCCUGGAGCAGAGAUGGACUGUGUGUAUAUGGGGGGGGGAUCUGCAUUCCUCCCCCCCCUGCCUGGGGGCUGGAGGGAGCGGGGGUUUGGUGGAAGGAAGAGAGAGAAGGGGGAAUGGAGGAGACUGUUCUGCCCCCCAAUCUGCCCCAGGCCCCCCGUCCCUAUCCCUCCACCCCACUGUGAAAGGGACGAUGCCACUUCCCGCCCCCUGAAGUCAUCAGGGUCCCACAAGUCCGGAGUGGGGGAACAGGGGAAUUGCUGAUCCGCCCCCACUUGUUGGGGGGGGUGUCUCCCUUCUCCAGCGGGGGCCCCCCACGUGCCCCUCUGCACUAUGCAAUCCAACCCUCCUGAGCACUGGAAAGGCAGCAGUGGGAAAUGGGGGUGCAGCGAGCACCCCGAACCCUCUCCUUGCCCCCCACGCUCUGGCAGUGGCCAGGGAUGUGGCCCCCUCACUGGGAACAAGAUGGGGGUCCCCCCUCUGGGCUCAAAGCUGGGGUUCCUGCCCCACUAGGAACGUGGUGGGGGGCAGCCCCUGCGCGGGGAGCAGCCCUGGGCCCCCUCCUGGGGGGCUCAGAAUUGGGGUUCACCCCAGCACUGGAACCGGGGGCACGGCUGGGGGGUGGGGUUGGCCCCCCAAUAACUGUGCAAUAAUCCGGCCCCGCCCCGGGGGGCUGAACUGACACUAACCCCACCCCAGCCGCUGCCACGGAGACUGUUUUCCUUCAAUAAAGACAAUUUAGGUAUGAAAA
Molecule: messenger RNA, 1625 nt
Organism: Mauremys mutica (yellowpond turtle)
Lineage: Eukaryota; Metazoa; Chordata; Testudines; Geoemydidae
Product: ras-related protein Rab-35-like
Exons: 6
Coding region: 222-827 (201 amino acids)
Biological process (GO): endocytic recycling
Cellular component (GO): endosome membrane; plasma membrane
Molecular function (GO): GTP binding; GTPase activity
Source: RefSeq, a predicted model, not a curated record